AUGCGAUCGUCAAUCAUUCCAGCGUUCGCCGCGCUCUUCCUGUUGCUACCCUCCGCCAAAGCCGCGGUCGCAUGGCCACUAUCACUGUUACAGGAGCUGGAGGGAAGGGCACUCGAAAAACGAUGCGAUAAUCCUUGUGGUGUGGAGAGCCAGUAUUGCUGUGCCGCAAGUGAAGUCUGCUACACAAACAGUGCGGACAUAGCAGAAUGUACCGAUUCCAGUGGAUGGGAGUACUACACAUCGACCUACACCCUAACAGAAACCGAUACAUCCACCAUCACUACAGUCUGGAGCUCCCAUAUUACUGCUACUGCCACUGCUGCUAUGACCACAGCAUUCUGCAGCUCUGAGCUAGGCGAAUCCACGUGUGGAACCAAAUGUUGUGGCGCCGCAGAGGAGUGUGUGGAUGGUCAAUGUGUUGCUGAGAGUUCUUCUGCUGCAGUUACAGGCACACCCGCUGCACGAGGCACAAGCAGUGGCUGGACAACUGCGACAGCAUCAGUCACUACAACGGAAGGAUACAUUGCGCCAGUAAGCACCGAUGGAUCACAGCUGAUCGGAGCCAAAUCAAGCAAUGGAGGCGGGCUUAGUGGUGGUGCAAUUGCAGGAAUUGUGAUCGGAACAAUUGCAGGAGUUGCUCUGCUGUUACUUCUGUGUGCCUGCAUCUGCUUCAAAGAAGCUCUGGAUGGUCUGCUUGCCGCACUGGGUAUGGGCCGACGCAAGAAGAAGCAGGAAACGAUUAUCGAGGAACGCUACUCACACCAUUCGCAUGGAAGUCGACCUCGUCCUCAAGGUGGUCGCACUUGGUUCGGCACUCGACCAGCAGCGAGCGAAGUCAGUGAGAAGAAUUCGAAGUGGAGUGGCUGGGGUACUCUUGCCAUUAUUCUGGGGGCUUUGGCGCUGUGCCUGGGCCUGAGACGACACAAAGACCGGGACCAUAGCGAUGACAGAACCGACAACACUUACCCAAGCUCAUACUAUUACUACUCAGACUACACCCGAAUGAUAGCUCUGGAAGACGAACCCGAGAUACACGGCGGUCACGACGAUCUCGCACACGUUCACGACGUUAAUGAUUGA
Messenger RNA from Penicillium malachiteum, 1080 nucleotides. RefSeq lists its product as uncharacterized. NCBI's taxonomy places the organism in Eukaryota, Fungi, Ascomycota, Eurotiomycetes, Eurotiales, Aspergillaceae. The transcript has 2 exons. The coding region runs from base 1 to 1080 and encodes 359 amino acids. The record is from RefSeq and is a predicted model, not a curated record.